Macroventuria anomochaeta is the source of this 2121-nucleotide messenger RNA. RefSeq lists its product as uncharacterized. The coding region runs from base 58 to 2121 and encodes 687 amino acids. The record is from RefSeq and is a predicted model, not a curated record. The transcript is spliced from 5 exons. NCBI's taxonomy places the organism in Eukaryota, Fungi, Ascomycota, Dothideomycetes, Pleosporales, Didymellaceae.
AUUGUAACGUUUUACUUGCUCUCUCUUAUCAAAAGCAGACCUGUUUAUCCUGCUGCUAUGGCAGAUCUGUCGCCCGACUACAAACAGUUGUACUUCGAGGCACUGCAGGAAGCUCAGAAACGUGAACAACUCAAGCACAAAUACGCAGGAUAUACGUUAGAGUACCUCGAGGCGAGUAUCCGCAAGACGACACUGUUCGAAUUUCUCGACGCAUCCCACUGCCACCUGCACGCAAGCCUGACCGUCCAGAUGGAUGCACCGCUAUGGACGCAAGGCGACCCUGCAAACGCGAAUAACAAGUUCCGCCCUCAGCGACUUCGCUUCUGGGAUGACUUCCCCAUGCGUCAAGAAAGAAUAUGGGAGGAAAUCAUGGUGUCGGGGUUUGCCCUGGAGCGGCAUUUCACCUCAAUGCAUGCCUUGAGCGCGACUAGGAAGGCCACCAGAUAUCAUACGAUGAGGGAUGAGAUAGACCUGCUAUUAUUCCAGUGGACCACGGUUGAGGAGCCGGUCUCCUGGAUUAUCAAGCAAAUGCACAACAACCGAGCGCUGAAGCGCAAGUUCGGCUUACGCGGUUCUAUGAGCUUCGAGAACCACGCCAACAAACUGAGCCCAGAGCGAGAGGUGGAAGAGGGCAUUCAGAACCUUUCGGCAAAGGCCGACGCAUCACCCUUACCAGAACCUUCGGCUGCUGUCCGCAAUGGUGCGUCGCGAUCUUCUCGCCCCCGGGCUGAUCAAUUCUGCGUCUACAAUAUGAGCGAGGAGACCCGCUCAGCCGCCUUCGUUAUCGACUACAAGAUGCCACACGAGAUCCCGCUCGGCUACAUCUACGAAGGGCUAGAGGACAUGGACCUGGAUGACGUCGUUGACUACCAUGAAGGCGAGUGCACGCGGGACCGCUUCCGCCGCCUGAUAGCUGCAAUCGUCACGCAAGCGUUCUCUUACAUGGUCCAGGUCGGCGUGGAAUACGGGUGCAUAUGCACGGGCGAAGCGAACAUCUUCCUGCGCAUUCCCCACGAUCCCACGACUGUCUACUACUUUUUGUCUGUACCAAAGGGCGACGUUGGCAACAUCACCGGAUGGAUGCCAGAUGCAGACGGUCCGAACAGACUUCACCUGACCGCUCUUGGGCAGAUGCUGGCUUUUACGCUGCAGGCUUUGAAAACGCCUCCUCGAAGUCAGAAGUGGCGGGAGGAGACCUGUGCUCGGUUGAAGAGCUGGGAAUUCGUGUACAGGGCGCUGUCAACAGAGUAUCGGCCGCCUCGAGAUACAAGAUUUUUUCGCGUGUCACCUGUCAGGCUUCGACAAAGACGACCACGCGUCGGCUCGUCCGACUGCUCCCAGUACCAGGAACAGCACAGCGCCAGCGACGAAGAGCCUGAUCCGGAUAUGUCAAGCCGACAGCCGCCGUCGCUGCGGCAGCCAUCUCGCACGCAGUCCAGUGCCAGUGACUCUUUGCCUGAUCGCCAGUCGCGCCAUGUGGGAAAUGGCGGACAGUAUUGCACCCAAAAUUGCAUGCUUGGUCUCGUAAAAGGCGGCUCGCUUGACUUUACGUGUCCAAAUGUGAAGCGUCAUGGCACACACCAUCACCUGAUUAGCCUGACGACGUUUCUUAAGCGCAUCCGCAAGCAGCUUGCUAGGGACCUGGACCGGAAUUGUGAUCCGAUAGGGCUUCACGGAGCGUGUGGCGUCCCCUUUUGUGUCAGGCUGGACUCGCAUGGAUAUACCGUAGUCGCCAAAGCUUGUCCGACCUACUUUGUGUAUCGUCUCAGGUGGGAAGCUACUGUCUACGAUGUUCUUCGUCCUAUACAGGGCACGCAUGUGCCAGUGUAUUUGGGCAACGUCGACUUAGAGGUGCCGUACUACUACGAGGGCAUUGCGGAGCUGGUGCACAUGAUGUUCCUUAGCUAUGGAGGCAAGCGCAUGGACAAGCAGUUGGCUUCGGCUGACAAGCCGUUCGCUUUACAGCAGGCCGACAACUCGGCUCAAGCCAUUCGUGCGCUUGGAGUAUCGCAGAACGACCUUGCGCUGCGGAACAUGCUGUGGGAUGCUGACACACGCCGAGUGAUGGUAGUUGACUUCGAGCGAGCAGAGUUUUGCGCAACAGGAACUUUGAGAUGGUGA